AUGGACUGGGCUGAUCGUCGUUAUAUCGUCCAUUAUCAGGCAGUCGAUUAUAUCCUCACCCCUCUAUACGGCCCAACACCCAACGAUAUGGACGGACCAGGCAACCACUUUUACCCGGAGGACAAGAACCCCUUUCGCAACAAACAGCUCAGUUCUCUAGCCCUAGAGCGGCGCCGAUCGAACUCAUCUCCAUCCACGGCCAUUGAGGCCAGUCGCAAUGAGUUCCGCGAGAGUAUAAAACAGCAGCAGGACAUCCAGCGCCGAAAGACGCAGCGCUCCUCGAACAGUAAACGUCACAGUCAUCGGAGGAACAGGGUUAAUCCAGAUGUGAUUGAUCAAUUGGACAAUGUCAAUUUCAUGCAGUACCAUCAUGAGGGUCCCUACGAUGCGGUGUAUCCGGAACGCAAUGUCUGCAGUAAGAGGAGUCCGCUUGAAGCUGUGAAGGAUUCAAAUGAAGAGACAUUGCGUGCGACGCCGAUGUAUAAGAUUAUCGACAGUGUGCAGCGACAUCGGCCUUUGGAUGGUGUUGCGUUCUAUCCGCCAGGAACAACGGACGAGGAGGGCCAGACAUAUAUGUAUACCGAGGGCGACAACAUGAUGGCUGAGAGGGAGGGUAGAUUUCAGAGAGUGCCGGGAGAGAAAAUCACCGACGAGGACUUCAAGAAUGAUCCUUUCUACCAACAAGACAACCAACGUCCACCGAAGCGAAUGGGUAGUCUGCGAAAGGCUUUGACCAGUCUCAAGGGUCGUGCUCGACGGGAUUCGGCUCCUGGUUCAGCUAUAGUGCUGACUUAA
Messenger RNA from Talaromyces amestolkiae, 795 nucleotides. RefSeq lists its product as uncharacterized. The record is from RefSeq and is a predicted model, not a curated record. The transcript is spliced from 3 exons. Gene Ontology annotation, cellular component: cytoplasm. NCBI's taxonomy places the organism in Eukaryota, Fungi, Ascomycota, Eurotiomycetes, Eurotiales, Trichocomaceae. Bases 1 to 795 code for a protein of 264 amino acids.